This is a messenger RNA of Geodia barretti, 1039 nucleotides long. The record is from the annotation of a GenBank genome assembly. Lineage: Eukaryota; Metazoa; Porifera; Demospongiae; Tetractinellida; Geodiidae.
CACAGUUGCGCUUGCGAAGAAAGAAGGGGCGGGAUAUAGAGAAGAUGGACGGACCCACUUUUCCAUUGGUGUGCGCUCGCUGUAAAGUGACAAGUAGUCUCAUGUGGGAGAAAAACAAGGAAGGAGAGAUCCUCUGCCUCGAAUGUCACUCCAACUCCAGGCAAGAGCCGGCGAGCGUCCUAUCUCGCUCUGAACGACCCAUGACUACCGCUGCUUCUUCGCAUAGCAACCGGGAACCUGUCGUCGCCACCGCCUCUUCCGAGCCUCCGUCGACGUCCGCGGGGUUUACCGGGAGACGAACGAGACAGCGAAACGCGAAGGGACGAUACGGAAGAGCCCCGGCGGUCGAAAAUGCAACUAAAAACUCGGCUACGCCGCCUUCUUCCGCCUCGCCAGCCCCGAUGGGCGGAAGUCAGUCGCCCGCUCCUCCUCCCGCUCCUCCCUCUUCAUCCCAGCAACAAACUGAAAGCAACACGACCUCCAGUCAAAAGAAGGGAAAGACGAGUUCAGGAAGGCGCUCUCUAAUAAGAGUGACAAAACCGACGAAAGCGCCCGCUUUUGAUGCGACAGUUGUCACCAGCGACGCAGUACUACACAAAGGCACGAGGUAUGAGGUGGGAGACAUUGUUUCAAUUAUGGACGAAAACGGUAGAGUGUACUAUGCACUACUGAGAGGAUUUCUGGAGGACCAGUAUGCCGAGAAAUACGCAGCCCUGACUUGGCUCAUCCCUACCACACCCAACCCGAAAGACUUUGACCCUUCACUAUUUGUACUAGGUCCAGAAGAGGACAGUCCGAGAGACAUGGAAUGCCUCGAUUUCGUGACCCACUCUCCGCAAUCUGCCAGCUUCCUUCCCUCCCUCUCUCGUGACUCAGACCUCGCAAUGCUCUGGACGGGCUCCAAGAGAAGACGAAUAAUGUUCACUUCUUAGCACACAGCUGUCACUGGCACAGUCAACAUAGGUCAUACAUUAAUAGACACACGUCAUAAUUGUGUUACAAUGACAUUGUUUUAACCUAUUUAUUAAUGUGUGAUGUA